CACCAACCAACUCAGACGUUUACGUGCCCUUGCUGUUGGCGGCGGCGGGGCUUCUUGACCAGCAGGAGGCGGCGCGAUGGAGCACGCACCCGCUCGCGCACGAUUGGUGGCAGCCGAUAGUUGAGGCCUUGCAGCGAGCGGACCCCGUGCCAGCCGAGACUCUCGCCGCAGGGCUGGAGUUCGCAGGGGCCAGCCCAGGGACGGCAUGUGCCGCGAUCGCUGCUGCGGGCGGAGCGCGCCCUGGACAUGCGCACCUGCCCCUCGCAGAAAGAGAGCUGGCGGACAGCCCCGGCCACAUCGACAACCUCGCCCAGGACCUCUUGCUCGAGCUUUUCGGGGGAGUCGUGCUGGCGCGGGGAGUCGACCAGCGCACGGACGAGCUUCGCGACCCGGCCAGGCCCAGCCACGCAGAUGCGGCGGCAGGGCGCGUCGACAACGCCAGGCCCGCUCUCCUUGACAGCGUCGACCUGGAAGCCGAACUCCGCCGCCGGGUGGCGUGCAUCCGGGCGCCGCUGGCCUUCCUCCGCGGCCGCCUCCGCCAGCUAUACCACACGGUCCUCGAGGAGGUCCUGCGCGCGGAAGCCCUUCCUGACGACAACAGGGUGCAGAGGGAGAGGGCGCGGAAGCUCCUGGUCCUCCUGUGGCGCACGCUGCUGCAAGGGACCGCGAGCACUGGAGCGCCAGGGCGGCGAGAGCUUGAAGCGCGACUGGAGCAGAUCGAGGCGAGGCCCCAGCGCCUCCUGGAAGACGCGGCAGCGCUGGUCAGAGCAAGGGGCCUCAGCAAGGCGCGACAGCUUCUCGCCUCGCGCGGGCUGGCGCAGGGCACGGCGGAAACCUUGGCAGAACUGCAGGACCCCGCCCGGCGAUCGCCGAGACCCGCCGCCAACUUGCCGCCAGCCGCCCGAGCGUUCCAGCCAGCCCGGCUCGUCGAGCUCGACCGCCACACCUGGACCGACUGCGUCCGCUCUGCCCCGAAAGGGUCGUCCAGCUCCCUGAGCGGCGCCAGCUUCGAACUGCUCAAGCUGGCCUGGGACGAAGAUGACACGCUCGUGCUGCAAGCUGCUGUCGCGGAGCGCUGCGCCCGGGCCGAGAUCCCGGCGAGC
This is a messenger RNA of Prorocentrum cordatum, 1103 nucleotides long. Lineage: Eukaryota; Dinophyceae; Prorocentrales; Prorocentraceae. The record is from the annotation of a GenBank genome assembly.